This is a messenger RNA of Eleginops maclovinus (Patagonian blennie), 3145 nucleotides long. RefSeq lists its product as uncharacterized. NCBI's taxonomy places the organism in Eukaryota, Metazoa, Chordata, Actinopteri, Perciformes, Eleginopidae. The record is from RefSeq and is a predicted model, not a curated record. Bases 159 to 1469 code for a protein of 436 amino acids. The transcript is spliced from 2 exons. Gene Ontology annotation, molecular function: metal ion binding; mRNA binding.
GCUAAAUGCAGUAUUAGGUUUUAAAUCCACACGUGGUCCGGGUCUUGGGCUUGUUUAGCACCGCGUAACUAGAAACUUCUGACCAACUCAUGCAAGCGAGUUGCCCACUUCUAUGAGUGCGGGGGCAGACGGGACGAAACUUUUGAUAACUAAGCAAAAUGCCCUCUUUCCCCCUAAACCAGUUCGCCGACUUGGAAGAGAUGAUGUGCAAGCAAUUACUCAAUCUGGACUUGAGGGAGCAUAACGGACUACUACCAUCCCUCAGUCAGGCCAUGAGAUCCCCAGGAUGCAUUGGGCAGCCACGGAGCAACUUAUCAUUUUCCCUGUCGUCUCUCUCCUGCCUUCCCACUGAUUCUUCAGACAGUGUAUUUCUGAACUCCAGCCAAUGGGGGCAGCAGUCAGAAAGUCCUCUGCCCACCCAGACCGCCGAUACCAACCAAUGGGGAAAGCCCAGCUUCCUUGCCCAACGAUCCAUCAGCAUGGUAGAGACCGGCAGCACCCUAGCGGCAGGUCUAGGCUGGCCCGGGACUGACAUGAUGCACUCCCCAAGUGACAUCAGCCCCCCUGCACUGAACACCAGCUCCUCCUCUUCCACCUCAUCGGUUUCCUCUUCCUCAGCACGCUAUAAGACCGAACUGUGUCGGUCUUUCAAUGAGAGCGGCUUGUGCAAGUACGGUGGGAAGUGCCAGUUUGCUCACGGGCUAGAUGAGCUGCGUGAUCUUAACAGACAUCCAAAAUACAAAACUGAGCCGUGCCGCACGUUUCACACUAUUGGCUUCUGCCCCUAUGGAAUGCGCUGCCACUUUGUCCAUAACAAUGAGGAAGAAAUUAAACACUCCUUGUCUCGUUCCUCCUCGUGUUCUUCAUCCUCCUCCUCAAGCAUUCCCCAGCAGCCACCUGGCUCCUUCUGCUCGCACAGGCCUCCUCUUGUCAGACAUAGCUUCAGCUUUGCUGGGUUUCCCUCUACCCCCCAGCCAGCUUUUCAGCCUACCAUUAAUGCUCAACCUCCUCCUGCCACAGCUUCCUUCACACAUGCUCCAUCGGCCUCGCCUCCUUCCUGCGCUGACAUUACUGACCUCCUUUCUCAUGCCUUCCUGGAGAUGGACUCUGCCUUUGAGGCCUCCCCUGUCCAACAGUUACAACCCCCCAUGGUCCAGGCCCCUGCAGCAGAUCCUCAGUCUCCAUUCCUGCCUUCCCCAGACUCCGGCUGUUCUCCAUGUGGGCUGUCUCCGAAUGCCUCCCCUACCCUGAGGCAGAGUCCAAGUGCUACAGAGGUGUUUCCGGGGCCACUGGGUGCCCGAAGUCUGUCCUAUACCUCGCUGUCGGACCAGGACCAGGAUGGGAGCAGCUCUGUCAGCUCGCUCAGUGGCUCUGAACCCUGCGGUGGCAUUAUUGAUGCUAAUGGCAGACGACUAGCAGUGUUCAGUCAGCUCUCCGUUCCAGAGGAUGCUACUGGAUUCAGCAUUUAGGCUGCAGUGUGCUGUGAACACAAACAUACAUAUUGCAUACACGCACCUGCGUGGCAUUAAAGGAAACAAAGACUUUGUGACUGACGGACGGAGAGAUUUGCCUCUUAGAUUUAAGUGGCUAAAAUGUCGCUGUCAUAUCUGUAAGGGGGGGAGCUAAAGUGAUGCAGAAAACGAAUUCCGUGUUUCCACUGAAACAGCGCUGGGAGCAAUUGAUGCUUUACCAAAUUAGUAUGUUGACAUGGCAAAUUUAGACAAAAAUGUUGUAAUCACAGUGUGAUUGGCUUUUGUGCCGCUUGUUGUUGAGUUCCACCACACCAUUUUUUUAUUACAUUUUAACAUCAUCUGACUGACUCGCUAAAGAAUGUAACAAAGCCAAAGACAUCUUUUGUAGUUCAGACAUUUUGAUUAUGGUGGUUCAAACACAGUGUAACUUAAUGUUUUGGAAUUGGAUUUUCCUUUAACGGUUCACAUUGUCGUAUCUAUAAGCUGGUGAAACUGUUUUUUCCUUAUAGCUCUAGAGUCUGAGGUUACAUUUAAAUCACUGGCCUCCAACCUGAAUGUUAAGUUUUUAAACAACGUGCCUGUUGCGUUAUUUACCAGGUCAUGUGUGAAACAAUAUUUGCUUGUUCGUUCGGAUUGAUGUGUGGAUGGGGUGGGAGUAAUUUUAUUUAGUCUUAGCUUAGCGUAAGUUCAGGUCCCUCUGUUGUUCAGAUGAAUACAAGUGUUCCUUUUGUGUCUUGUUCAUUAUUGACAAACUGCUACCAGUUAAGUGCCAAAAGACCAAAUUUAACCUACAGGAGGAAGAGGGGGGAAACCCGGUUUGAGCUUAACAGAAAACCAAGUGGACGUUAUCAUACUUUGUUAAAUCCAAUGUUAGCGACAUAUCAGUAACUUUUGAGCUUUGAUAUUCUGGGGUUCAGCACAAAUGGUGGGUAUUUAAAAACAUGAGUCAAAGGAUAGACCAAGAAAAUGUGAAUGAGAUGCAAUUGCGUUACUCUAAAUCUUAUUCUGGCACAUUUUCUUGAAAAAAAGUUUGAUCAAGUAAAGGGAACAAUUCACGCCAGUCCUGUUUAAACCCUUGCUUUUUUCCUUACAACUUUAAGAUGCUUGUAUGUAAAUUUAGAUUAUCUUAAUGCAAACAUUCCCAAGAGUGAUUUCCCCCCCCCCCUUUUUCCCGGCAGGCAGCACUGGUGUAAGGUUUUUUAAAAGUAUUUAUCUUUUGUGACUCACCCAAUUGUUUUUCAUCUCUCAGUCAGUGUUAAUUAUUCCUGUUACGGCUUUGUGCUGUUAUGAAUGUGUAGCGUUCCUCGGCACAUGAAUGUGAACCGUGCACCCCGGUCCGUUGCCUUACUGAGCUAGAUCCAGUAUUCUGUAGGGUUAGUGUAUGUAUGCUUAGUGUCUUACAAAUGUUGCUCAGUUGUUUUGUGUGUUUAAGACAUAGUUGGUUAGAACAGAUACUGUGCUGUUACUGGUUUAUUUAAAAUUGCCUUUUGGUGAACAUGUUUAAGGCUUGUUUAGUGUAAGCUGAUCAUCUUUAGUAAAUUAAUUUCUUUAAUUUAUUUUAACAUAUUUAUAGAGGACUUUGAGUUGGUAAUGCUUGUAUCAAGUUUAAUAUAUUUGGUUUCUCUUUUUCUUUUUUUCUUUUUUGUACUGGUAAUAAAGUUUUUUGUUUUUGA